UCGCUGCCGCGGGGCGGGGCGGGAGGUUCCCCGCUGGCAGCGCACCCGCGGAGCGGGGAGGGCGGGCGGGCGGAAGGUCCCCGCUGCCAGCGCACCCGCAGCCGCGGUGCGGAGCGGGGCCGCGGUCGCCGGGCGAUGGGCAGCGAGGCGGGUGGCCCGCGGGCGACCGCGCCGGGGCAGCAGCUCCGCGCUCUCUUCUACGUGCUGCCUCCCGGGGAGAGCUCCUUCCGCACGGUGGAGGAGGUGCCCGACUACGUGGAGAAGAGUAUUCCAUUCUUCAUUGCUUUUAUUGGGCUGGAGUUCGCUGUCAGCUGGGUUCAGAAGCGUAAACUGGCAGGUCGGAUCAAUGAUGGCAUAAGUUCUCUUUCUUUAGGUAUCCUGUCUCGACUGCCAGAUGUUUUAUUCAGAAGUGUUGACUUAAUUAGUUAUAUCUACGUAUGGAAUAACUACAGACUCUUUGAACUGCCCUGGGACUCACCAUGGACGUGGUAUGUGACACUCCUAGGAGUGGACUUUGCAUACUACUGCUUUCAUCGCAUAAGCCAUGAGGUUAAUAUACUGUGGGCAGCGCACCAAGUACAUCAUAGUUCUGAAGAUUACAACUUAUUCACAGCCUUGAGACAAUCUGUGCUGCAGAAAUACACCUCCUGGAUUUUCAACUUGCCCAUGGCUCUCUUCAUUCCCCCUUCAGUGUUUGCUGUUCAUCUACAGUUUAAUCUACUUUACCAGUUUUGGAUACAUACAGAGGUUGUCACCAAACUUGGGCCACUGGAGUGGAUUCUUAAUACUCCCAGUCAUCACAGAGUUCAUCAUGGUAGAAAUCCUUACUGCAUUGACAAAAAUUAUGGCGGCACACUGAUUAUCUGGGACAGGAUAUUUGGAACAUUUGAGGCAGAAGAUGCAAAAGUUGUAUAUGGCUUAACACAUCCAGUAAAUUCGUUUGAUCCCAUCAUGCUGCAGUUACGUCCCUUGGUUCAUAUUUGGAACACGUUUUGGGCCACACCUGGAUUCUGCAAUAAGCUUUCUGUCAUAUUCAAAGGGCCAGGCUGGGGACCAGGCAAACCUAGACUUGGCCUUCCUGAGGAAAUCCCAGUGAUCACUGGAAAAGAAGUUCCCUUCAAUCCAAGUGUACCAGCUUAUCUUAAUUGGUAUGCAGUUGUACAUUUUGCUAUAAUAAUGGAAUUGUAUACUGGACUUCUUGGUACCGUGACUAUGUUAUCACAGGGAACUAUUCUCCUGAGAAUUGGCUUUAUCAUUCUGUCCCUGACCUCUUUCGGACUACUUAUGGAGAACAGGCCUAAAGCAGACAUUUUGGAAAUUAUCCGCUGCUUAGUUUUUGUAGCUGUGUACAAACUUGGCCACUUAAGGAGUCAGUUUUCUUCCUUGGGCUCUGCCUAUGAGGUCUUGUUUUCCCUCUGCGCUGCAUUCUGGGGAAUCCAAAUUAUGAAGCGGAUCAUUUCAUCCAAAGAUAAACAUCACUGAAAGAGCAGAUCUAGCAUCACUUUAAUUAUGGAAACAGCACUUUGGAAUAACCUUCUAUGUUCCUUGGAAUUAAUCAACCAUGAUUCUUACUGAAUCGCAAUCAUUUUAUUUAUGAUAGGAGAGGUUUGUGAUUUCAUAUGAAGGUUUGAAAGAUUCAUUAGGAUAUGUAUUCAUUUUUUUUGAUUUCUAAAAAAAUAUUUAAUUUCCCUCCAAUUUAAAUAAAAUAUUCAUUCACAACACAUAUUUUUACAUUGAAGUGAUUACAAAGUCUUAGAAACCAUGUAAAACUAAUCGCAUUUUGCAGUGAUUUUGUUAGUAAUUAUAUGUGAAAAGUAUUUUUCACAAGAGGAAUAAUUAAUAUCGUAUUUGUUCUAACCUGGUAUAAAGUGACUGACUGUCUUCCUAUUGAGGCUAAACAUAAACAUGUGUGAAUGUCAGUUUUUCCGUAGUGAUUGAAUUACACUAGAAUUUCAGUGUCAUGCCCAAUUCAGUGUUCAUAACAUACAGCUACAUGAGGAUGAGUAGUCGAGGCAAGAAAAUGAUUAAAAACAGCAUGAUAAAAUAACUUGAACUAGUAUGAGUUGAAACAUCUUCAAUAAAAUUGGACAAUGUAUGUGUUGUAUAAUGCAGACUUGCAGUUUAUACUGAAUUAUUUAAGGAGUACACCUGCAGUUGCCAACUUCAGAUACUGAUGAAGCCAGCACUUGCACAUGGGUAUCCCAUUGACUAAUAUUACUCACGUGACAAAAUAUUUGCAAGGCUGGGCCCUUAAUUUCUGGUAAUUUCCUGCCGGGGUGAUCUCAGGGGAGAUGCACGUCUUGUCUUUCAGGAGCUGUUGGAAAGAUGGUUUGUGCUAAGAUAGGAAAAUUAAAUACAAAUGGUAAAGGGAGUCUCCAAACAGCAGGACUGGCAAAAAUAUUGGAGCUGGGUUGUUUUUCUUUCCUCACACUCUUCCAACUUUUAUUUGGCUCCAAGACUUUUAGAAGUGCUUAAAGUCAAGUAGCUAAAAAAUGUAGGCUGUCUUGCAUGCUUCAAACUAGUAAUAAUACCUGGAUUAAAAAAUGAAUUUAAGUUUGGGUUGGGUUUUUUUCCCAUUCCAUUUUCCUUGUUAAUGACAUGUUAACAGACAGAUUAGAUAGAUAGCCUGCUUUUAAUUAACCCAUAUUUUCAGUAUCUAGCUGUAACAGAUGCCACUGUGUACAUAAUUGGAUGUUUCCAAUAAAUCGUCAGAAACACAAUAAUGUUAUAUAAAUAAAAUUGGUCCAAUGUCUAGUGAUAGUAUCAGAUUAAUUUUACAUAAUUUUUUUACUUCAAAACCCAAGUUUUAAGUUACUCCAUUUGUGUAUCAAAUGCCUUCUGCCUAUCAUUUUAGAUUAUGCUCAAAGACCUUGAAAUAUUUGACAGAGAAGGCAGGUGUUAUUUUUAUUAGAGGCACUAAUACCUGGAAUGCAAAGUAAGGAUAAUACCUUCCUAUACUGAAGGAGUGUUUAAACACAGGACCUGUGGGUCUUCACUUUACAUAAUGAGAAGAUGAAAAAACUGGCCCAUGAAAAGCCUAGAAGAAAUUAGUUUUUAAAUACCUGUUGAGAAGUUUAAUUCAAACUUGUAUUCCUAACAAGGUAAGCUUUCAAGGUCUUUUUAAGAAACGGAUAAAUACAAUUAUGUACCUCUGAGCUCAAGAGUGGAAAUAUAGUCUCAUGUACACCGUUGUGUACUAACACAAUGGUGCGACAGUCAGGACCUUUCUCUGCUAUUACCACUUCUGACCAAAACUUACCAUUUCUUUGCCUGAAUUUCCCCAUCUGUGGAAUGGGGGUGAUGGAAGUACUGAUGGUGUCUCUCACCUUAAUUGAAGUAUUGCAUUUGGGAUCUUUUCCUUACAAAGCUAUUCUAGGAUAUUUAAGAAAAUGACAGAAUCUGAUUCCAGAAAUAGAAAACAAUCUACAAACUUCUUAUGUGACCUCAAAAGUUAGUGUGCCUACAUUUUCAAAACUUGUAAUAGUGACAUCUACCUCAAAGGAAUAUUUUGAGGUCAGUUUAAUAUAAAGACUGAGUAACAUAACAAAGAAUAUAUUGACAGUCAGUUUCCUUAUCAAAAUAAAUCCUUCAAAGAGACAGGAACAGGAUAAAGAUUUAACAUUUUUUUGCAUUUAAAAAUCUGCAAUCUUCAAAGGACAAUAACGAAGAUCUGAAUUAAAUGAAAUUAAAGAUAUCCUAAUGAAUGUAAUUUAUUUACAUGAAGUAAUGAAAGGAAUGUGAUUUCAAAGGUAAAUUCAGAUUAAGAUGUAAAUGUUCUACAUAAAUCAACAGUUUCUCACUCUAGUCACUAUCAGUUGCCUACAAUUAAAUUAAAAAAUACAGGUAAACUAGUGACAAAUAUAAAAGGCACAGUAGUUUAACUAAGAUCGAAAGAAAACAGUUGUACUCAAAAGAGGUCAAUUCUAAUAAAUGAAAUAUGCAAAAACCAGGCACAAAGUAUAAUCCAAACAUACCCCUGCUACAGCCUGCUCUCUCAGAGAUCCUGAACUUUACAGAAACCUUGCUUUCCUACCUUAAAAGUGUCUCAUUUCUCAGCUUGAUGGGAAUCUGGAAAUGAAACAUUCCUCCAUUUCAAUUUGACAGCCCCACUUAACCAAAUGUGGGGGGGGAGCUCCACCAUUGGGAACAUCUAACAUGUCUAACAGAACUGUCCCUUAUAAAAAGUUGCUGGUGAAGGUAACCUAGUCAUUAAAGCAAAAGCCAAAUAAAUUUCCUCUUUUCACGGGUUUUAAAUCCCAAUUUCCUACUUCCAAGGACUUGCCAUUGUGUAUAGGUUGUUUGAAAGCAAGGUGCAGGAGAGGAACGACUUUCUUCCCAUUGCAUACUGAGCAACACAGAACCCCAGAACGACUCCUCUGGCUGAAGCCUUGAACAGACUCACCAAGGGUGUCUGAGAGUCUUGUACUUUACGAUAACAUCCACUGGGUGGAUCCUUUGGAUGCAGACUGGAAGCUAAGGUUUGCCUUUCCCAGAAAACAGAGAGUUUCAAGGACAAGCUCAUACAAACACCCUUGUCUGCAUCAUUCUCCCAUUAGCUAUGUGGUAGGUAGCUAUAUCGUUGUCAACUUGCUUGUCAUGAAUGUUUUUAAAUAUAGAUUGUUUCAGUAUUUUAGGCACCUAACGCCAAUACUGGAUCUAGUUCAUACUGUCUUUGUAGCCACUGCAUACAGUGAAAAAGUCAUCCCAAAGACCUCUGGUUUUGAGUAAUCAAGAGGCUCUGGAGGCUAGAUGGCCACUGAAUUGAAUUAUGUGUAGUUAAUGUAUUGCAUAAAGUUAAUUGAAUUAAUUGAAUCCUAACUGCAAACAUUGCUUAUUGCUAGGAUGUAUUAGUGGCAUUUUGGUAAUUCACCCUUCUUCCCUCACCUUUUUAAUAUUGCGUUGCUCAUUUCUUUAGAGUUUAACCGUAUUGCCUGGUUUGAAGAAUUGUAUAGGAUCAAGCGAAAUCAGGUGAAUUAUGUGAGUACAUUAGCGAACAAAGUAUUGAUGCAGAACUAACAGAUUUUGUGCAAGUAACUAUUUUUCGUUUAGAAAGCUACUGUUUCAUGUCUCUGGAAACAAAAAUAUUCUGCAGGCUAAAACCCUAGCCUCGCAUAUCCAGUGAGAAACAUCAUAAAUAAUAUUUGUAAUAUUUGCGGUAUUGCUUAAGACUUCCGUUUUGGUUUUGUUUGUCAUUAAACUCCCCAGUGGCACACCUUGGGGGAAAAAAUGUAGAUAAACAAAGUUUUUUUUCAGCAAGAAUGUUAAAAAAGUGACUGCCCCUGCUCUUUCCAGCUGUUGCAAUGUCACAUCCCUACACAUGGCCUUUCCCGGACUAUGAAGACAGCAGUAUCAAGUUACUGAAAACCCAGAAGUAAGCAGCUGAAUCCUGUAUUCACUUGAGACCUGACCCUGCGCCAUUCAAGUCACCAAAAAAACUUGCUGCUGACCUCAGGAUCAGGGCAGAGCAUUCCCUGUAUGGAAACAAGAAUGAUGCAAUAUUUACUGCAACUCAAGCUUUGGGAUGGUGCUUUAGUUAAAAGUAACACAGUUGCACAAUUACUUGUUCCCGUAAGUGUCUAACAUGGUGUUCUUUGUGUAAUAUUAAAAUCAGAGCCCUUUGAUGGAUAAAUGAUGACAGUUAAAGCUGUAAGCUAUGCAUACCAUGUACAAUGGACUCAUGGUCCUUUCUCUUGAUUUUCCUUACUCCAGUUUUCUCUCAAGUCUGUGGGAUUAGGGACAUCGUUACCUCAACCACUAUCUAAAAGGAGGUAGUUGAUCAGAUAUUUUAAAGUUCCUUUUAACAGACAAAUUUCUGUGAGCUUUCAGGGGUUUAUGUCAUGUGAUUAGACACUACUAAGCUGAGUGGCCCUGAAGGUAAGAGUUGUUUGGACUUUUCAUCUUUGCUCUCUAACUUGUGAUAAAAAGGACUGUGCCUUAGCGAUGGAGUUCAUCAAGAAGAGCAAUAACUCUCAGAGAAUGCUCAAAGCAUCACCACGUCUUGCAAUAUUAUGCAAACUAUGUUGCCCAUAGUUGAAGUUUUUCUUAAAAAUCUGUCUCCUG
Chroicocephalus ridibundus (black-headed gull) is the source of this 6060-nucleotide messenger RNA. It is a transcript of the gene AGMO, whose product is annotated as alkylglycerol monooxygenase. Gene Ontology annotation, cellular component: endoplasmic reticulum. The record is from RefSeq and is a predicted model, not a curated record. Gene Ontology annotation, biological process: lipid biosynthetic process. NCBI's taxonomy places the organism in Eukaryota, Metazoa, Chordata, Aves, Charadriiformes, Laridae. The transcript is spliced from 13 exons. Gene Ontology annotation, molecular function: iron ion binding; glyceryl-ether monooxygenase activity. The coding region runs from base 136 to 1482 and encodes 448 amino acids.